This is a messenger RNA of Pelobates cultripes (western spadefoot toad), 406 nucleotides long. NCBI's taxonomy places the organism in Eukaryota, Metazoa, Chordata, Amphibia, Anura, Pelobatidae. The record is from the annotation of a GenBank genome assembly.
AUGGAACCCUCUCAAGCGACUCUGGAGUCUUGCCCGCCGACCCAAGCCAAGAAUCAGCUUCUGCGGCCUACUCACCUGUCGGAUCCCACGGGGGAGGAAAUGGCCAAUCCUCUACCCUUGGGCCGCUGGGCUACCACAGCCGACCUGUUCCCCCCCCCCCGUACCAGUCGAAAGCAUACCGUCAGUCUGCAAAAAUGACUGACACAGCAGGGAAAUAACCUACAUAGGAAGCCAAAUUCAAUGCCAACUUUGACAGGAUAUGUACAGCAUUCUGGCACCGGAUUGCAGUCCGUGCAGAGCAGACGCAGCCACCUACAACUCCUGCCACACAGUUCAAGUCAGAAGCCCUUCCAACAAACAACCCUACCGAUCCAGUACAUCCAGCCACACGUGUGGACAAAACUGA